Molecule: messenger RNA, 1807 nt
Organism: Monomorium pharaonis (pharaoh ant)
Lineage: Eukaryota; Metazoa; Arthropoda; Insecta; Hymenoptera; Formicidae
Product: soma ferritin
Exons: 3
Coding region: 850-1359 (169 amino acids)
Biological process (GO): iron ion transport; intracellular iron ion homeostasis
Cellular component (GO): cytoplasm
Molecular function (GO): ferrous iron binding; ferric iron binding
Source: RefSeq, a predicted model, not a curated record
GCUUGAGAUAAAAGAUAGAUUAUAUAUAAAUUAAACUUAAGAGAAAUGAUCGAAUCAAUGUUGAAUUGAUAUAUAUUUUUUCGAUGCAAAAGACAUCGGUUCGAUAUUGUUUUGAUGAAUCAUUUCUCACUGGGAAGCGGGACAGGGAUAAGCGAGAUGAGCAAACGUAGAUAUUAGAUGAUAAAUUUAUUUUCGGAUUUGAAAAAGAAUUUUCUUCUUUUUCACACAACAACAAAAUAUUAAGAACGUUUUUACGACGCUUUAACUUUUGCUUAUCGUAGUCGAAAGAGCGCCUGCAUCGUGAUCGUCGCAAAAUAUGAUAAUUUCAGUCUUGUCUUUCAAACGUAGCAUGAUGAAAACGUGUGCGCGUUACGUCACGAUAACCAAUUGCAUGACGAAAAUAUGCGUCGUUUCGUUAUGCGUUUUUCUUCUCCGUAUAAUACAAGUCGCGACAUUUAACACGCGUGAUCGCAAAAGCUUCCUGCGAACUUGAGUCGCGCUUUUCCCCGGCCGCGGCCUUGGCGAGGGUGUCUCUCUUCCCUGUUCCCUCCGCGCCCUCCGUCACCGAGGCACACGACUGACACGACGUAGUGGCCCCGCGCCUGCGUGCUCCGGGCGCCGACGGCUCCGCCAAUUGCGGAAUGUUAUGAAAGUCCUCGAGACACCGCGGCACCCGUGCCCGUCGUCCCCCGCGGUUCUAGCGCGAACGAAACGCGACGCGAACUGGGGCAGAGACGCGUCACGCGGGUGCAGGUAGUCGACAGUCCGCCGAGACGCGCAGUGCACUACACCUUUCUCACACGCAGCCGCGGCGGUUAAUAGAAACCACCCUCGUCUCGCGCAGCCACCAUGAGCCUGGUGCGGCAGAACUUCCACGAGGAGUGCGAGGACGCGCUCAACAAGCAAAUCAAUCUGGAGCUGUACGCCAGUUAUGUCUAUCUGUCCAUGGCGUACUACUUUGAUAGGAGCGACGUCGCGUUACCGGGCCUGUACAAGUACUUCAAGAAGGCGUCGGACGAGGAGCGCGAGCACGCCAUGAAAUUUCUGACUUAUCAGAACAAGCGGGGCGGCGACAUCGUCCUCAUGGACGUCCAGGCGCCGUCCAGAAGGAAUUGGAACAACGCGAAGGACGCUAUGACGGAGGCUCUACAGCUGGAGAAGAGAGUGAACCAGAAACUACUCGAGCUGCAUGGGAUCGCCUCGACGCACAACGACGCGAAUUUCAUGGAUUUUCUAGAGACGGAGUUUCUGCAGGAGCAGGUGGAUGCGAUAAAGGAGAUUGCUGAUCAUGUGACAAAUCUGGAGAGAGUUGGGGAAGGCCUCGGUGUCUAUAUUUUCGACAAAGAAUUAAAUGAUUGAAACAAACAACGUCGCGUUUGAGAAAUUUGCCAAUACAUAAAUAAAUAAAUAAAUUAUAUAAAGAAAUUUAAAAAAUAAAAGACUUUAAAUAGGAAACUUUUUAGAUAAAUUUUGUGAAGACGUGGCGUUGAUUCGUCUAAUAAAUUUCGGUAAAAAUAAUCGAUAAAGAGUUUGUGUUGAGAAAGUUGUACGAAUAGAUAGUGAAGGAGAAGAGGAUGUUUUUAGGCGUAUAUAUCACUAUAUAUUCCUCCGAUUACGAAGGAGAACAUAUAGUUAAUGUGAUUUUAUUCGGCUGCUCGUCGCAGGAAUAAUCAAUUAACUUUAUCGUGCAAUUAUCUAGCAGUUAACUUUUUGAGAUAUAUCAUAUUUCUAGGCUCUAAAAACUGUAAUCGCACACAAUGUUGUAUCGUUUUAAAUCAAAUAUUAAUAAUAUAUAUAAUUAUUGAAA